Molecule: messenger RNA, 642 nt
Organism: Prunus armeniaca (apricot)
Lineage: Eukaryota; Viridiplantae; Streptophyta; Magnoliopsida; Rosales; Rosaceae
Source: the annotation of a GenBank genome assembly
AUGUCGUUUGCGGUGCCUGUGCCUUCAGCUGGACCAAGCGCUCCGCCUCUGUCGAACCCCGUGGUCGUGGUCAACUCACAGUUCCUAUCAUCCUACCCUGUGGAUCUAGUCAUUAGCGAGAAGCUCAUGACCAUUAAGGAGGGCUCAUUCGCUAUCUCCGAUGUUAACGGCAACGUCAUGUUCAACGUUAAAGGUUCUGUUCUCAGCCUUCAUGAUCAUCGUGUGUUGGUUGACAGCGCCGGUGCUCCUAUCCUCACAUUUCGACAAAAGAUAUUGACAGCACAUAGGAGAUGGCAAGUAUACAAAGGAGAUAGCUCAGACAGCAAAGAGCUACUUUUUAGUGCCAAGAAGUCGGGGAUUAUUCAACUAAAGACUGAAUUGGAUGUGUUCUUGGCUUCUAACACAAAAGAAGACACCCAUGAUUUCAAGGUCAAAGGCAGUUUUAAGGAAAGAUCAUGCACCAUAUAUACUAAAGAGAACACCAUCAUUGCACAAAUGCAUAAGCAAGUCGGUGUUAAAAAUCGUGUGUUAGGAAAAGAUGCGUUUUCAGUGACAGUGUACCCUCAGGUUGAUUUCGGAUUUAUAGUUGCUGUUGUGGUGAUUCUUCAUGAGAUUAAUCAGGAUCGAAAGGGGGAAGAUUAG